Lutzomyia longipalpis is the source of this 2127-nucleotide messenger RNA. RefSeq lists its product as uncharacterized. Gene Ontology annotation, molecular function: chitin binding. Gene Ontology annotation, cellular component: extracellular region. Bases 882 to 2003 code for a protein of 373 amino acids. The record is from RefSeq and is a predicted model, not a curated record. The transcript has 2 exons. Lineage: Eukaryota; Metazoa; Arthropoda; Insecta; Diptera; Psychodidae.
UUCCAUAUUAGAUCAUUGGUUUAAUUUAGAAAAGAUGAACCCCCUUUGGGGGUAAUCAAUCACACAUAGAUUGCCCAUCGUGAUUGUUUAUUAGAUUUUGGUGUUGACGGAAUGUGCUAAUUUGUGGACGGAGGGAGAGGUAUGUGUGUGCGCCUGAUUGACUGACCUCGUGGAAGGUAUUCGACGACACAAGCUGCAAAUAUAGCGCAAUUAUCAAUUUUCAUGUCAAAUUCGGCAACAUGACGAAUUGAUUGGAAAAGUUGGAAAAAUUUCAUUCCUCAUUGCAGUUGCAUGGAACCUAAAACGACCGUAUAUAUGUAUGUAUAUAUAUGGGGUUGAUUUUCCAGAAGGGGGAUUCAACCCAGAGUCGUGUUUGAUGAGAAACGUAACAAGAGCAAAUACACAAUGGGAGAGCAAAUGCCAAUAACAAGAGGUAUCCCAAUGGGAGACGUACAGCGUCACCCCUUUUUGUUGUUGCUCAGACGGCACCCGCUUCUGGAAUUGCGGAGGACCAGCUACUGAGUCAAUAUUUGUGCAGAAGCACACGCAUCCUCAAGCUGAGGGUUGUGUGCUGCAUAUAUAUACGGUUCACCCCUGCUUUAGAUGUGGGAUGAAAAAUUAAUGAGAUUACAACAUGCAGGGUUAUGCUACUUUAAAAUUCACGUGCACCUUAGUGCGGCGUAUCUUUAACUUUGUCAUAUGUCGCUGAAGCUUUCACAGGACCCAUGGCAUGGUGGGAACGACAAGCAGUUGUGAUCGAUGACCACACUGGAGAGUAAUGAAUUGUUCACAAUAGAAAUGCGAUAAGUUGCUGGAAUUACAUGUUUACGGGAAUUGAGUGCAAGAUAUAGGUGUCACACUUUGUGCCCUAUAAAAGCACAAUGAGCUUCCGACAGUUAGUUCAAAGAAGCUCAGGUAGUGAAGUAAUCAACAUGAAAGUAAUUGCUGCCGUUGUGGCACUUUGUGCCCUCCUGGAGGUUCAUGCAGCCCCAGCAGGGUCAAUUGUGCACGAGAAUCAUGUACACUGCACUCAGGAGAAGAUCGGAGUCUUCUAUCCAGACUGCAACGAUUUUUCUCUGUACUUCAUGUGCACUGGAUUAAAUGAGCAUCGUCAUGUUUCAUGCAAUGAUGGGCUUUUCUUCAGUUUUGAGAAGCAGAAAUGUGUUGAACAGAAUGUUUGGAGUAAGGCUGCGAUCUGUAGGGCUAUGCCUGCACCGCAGUUUGCUCCGGAGCAUCGUCCUGAGUUGGAUUGGCCACAUCAUCAGCAACAGCCUGGACAACCUUGGCCUCAGCCCCAUCCUGAGCAGGGAUGGCCGCAGCAGCCACAGCAGCCAUGGCCACAGCCUCACCCUGAACAGGGAUGGCCACAACAACCACAGCAGCCUUGGCCACAACCUCAUCCUGAGCAGGGAUGGCCACAACAACCACAGCAGCCUUGGCCACAGCCCCAUCCUGAACAGGGAUGGCCGCAGCAACCACAACAGCCUUGGCCACAGCCUGAGCAGGGAUGGCCACAACAACCACAGCAGCCAUGGCCACAGCCUGAACAAGGAUGGCAACAACAACCACAGCAGCCUUGGCCACAACCUCAUCCCGAACAAGGUUGGCCACAUCAGCCAGAACAUGAACUGAGCCCCUGGCCGGAACAUCAGGGACCCAAUGGAGAAUAUAUUGCCCAGCAACUUCCUGAAUUUCCAGUUCAGGAAUGUUGCCCAGAACCCACGCAAUGCCCACCAUGCUGGAACGAUGAGGGAGUUCAUCUUCCAGAGCAUCCAUGCAAUCCUCCCCAGUUCCCAGAUUGGACUCAACCUCCACUUCACCCACCACCAAUAAGGCCCCCAAUUGAGCAUCCCCAUGAACCACCACAUGUCCAACCUAUGCCACCCAUUGAGAUCUGGCCUCAGCCUCAACCUCAACCACCAAUUGCUGACAUUGGACCUCCAGAUUUCAAGGAGCCUCCAGUUACGGACCAUCCCAUAGACAACCCAUGCUUCUGCCCUUAAAGUGAAUUUCCAAAUUUUAUUUUUUUAUAAAUUUAAGAGUCAACAUUGUGGGCAUCCCAACUUCUUAAAUGCAAAAGUGCUGUGUGCGAUGUGUGUAGAUACGGAAUAAAAGUCUUCUUACCCA